AUGGCGUACUACCAAGUGCGGUCCAGCGCCUCGGCCCACUUGGGGUCUGGAGCAGAGCUCAGAGUCCUCCGGCUGCAGCCUCCCCACUCAUCACCCCGCGCAAGGGAAACCCGAGGGUGUCCUGGGCACCACGCGGGGCUGCGCAGGGCCGCACGCGGCAACGUCACAGAAGUCAGGGUUUGGCUUCAAAUCUUCCCUAGUUUGGAAUGGCUUUUAGUGGACCCGAAUGCGGUAACUGUUGGUGACAGAACAAUGAGUCGCUGGCCAAGCCUCGUCUGUAACACCCGCAGGGGUGAUUAUCACUGCCAGCCACCACCCCUAUGUCCCGUGGACCUGACCCUUCCUCCCCGCGCCUUCCGACACCUGAGCGUGCCUAAGGCACCAUCUGCCCUUCAGAACAGUCGCCGGGCAGUUGAAGAUCAGCUAAAGAUAUAUGGCCACAAGAGGGAUGCUGAUGUCUUUGAGUUGUUUCUUUCUAAGAAGCAACUGACAGAGGUCAUGGAUCUUUCUAGGUUUAAAAACUUAAAAUACUUAUGGCUUCAUCGUAACAAGCUCCAUGGAAUAACAUUUCUAACUAGAAACUAUUGUUUGUCAGAACUAUAUCUAAACAACAAUGAAAUAUUUGAUCUAGAAGGCCUGCACUGUUUGCCUUCCUUGCACAUUCUCCUGCUACACCACAAUGAGUUAAAAAACAUUGAUGCAACAGUGAAGGAAUUAAAGGGAAUGCUCAAUCUAAAAAUCCUAACUCUAUACCAAAACCCUUUGUGCCACUAUAACCUGUACCGUUUAUAUGUAAUCUACCACCUUCCAGGAGUGGAGAUGUUUGACCGAAAUUAUGUUACAGAAAAAGAAAGAAGAUCAAUGAUUACUAUAUUUAACCAUAAUAAAGCUCAUGUCAUUCAAUCAAUGGCAUUCGGAAGAAAAAUAGAUGCUUCAUGGGAUCCUAGAUCACCAUUUAAGCAAAAACCAUCCCACAGGGCAUCUUCAGAUUUUGCUUUUGCGGAUAAUGUAGACAAAACUGUGUUUGAUAAUCCAGAAGAUGCUGUUUUUGUAAGGUCCCUGAAGAGAUCAGUGAUGGUGAUUACCUCUCUGAACUGGGAUACAGUUCCAACACGAGAGGAAAAGUACCUUGAAGAGAACCACGCAAAACCCACUCAAAUUCUCACAAUUAAACUGAGAUGAUCCUUGGUGUUUCUAGUGGUUUUCAAGUGUAUAGUAAAAUUCCCUGUGGCU
Nycticebus coucang (slow loris) is the source of this 1233-nucleotide messenger RNA. RefSeq names its product leucine rich repeat containing 72 (gene LRRC72). Gene Ontology annotation, molecular function: protein binding. NCBI's taxonomy places the organism in Eukaryota, Metazoa, Chordata, Mammalia, Primates, Lorisidae. Bases 1 to 1182 code for a protein of 393 amino acids. The record is from RefSeq and is a predicted model, not a curated record. The transcript is spliced from 10 exons.